AUGUUAGGGGGUGAUUUACACAAAUAUAUCGGAUACAGAAGAAAGAUGAACAAGCCAAUACGUGAAGAAAGGAUACUAAUAUGGCUUGUUCAGCUCCUCUCAGCACUAAAGUUCCUUCAUAAAAGAUACACCCUUCACAGAGACCUUAAGACUUUAAAUAUUUUAAUCGACUCUAAUAAAAACUUGAAGAUAUGUGAUUUCGGGGUGAGUAAAUCACUCAAUAGAACUUGUGAUAACGCAAGUACACUCAUUGGCACACCCUACUACUUCAGUCCUGAACUUGUUAAUGGACUUAAUUAUGGUUUCCCCUCCGACAUUUGGGCCCUCGGCUGUAUAUUAUAUGAGCUCUGCACAUUUAGAACACCGUUUCACGACGCAAAGGGAAUAGUAGAACUAACAAGACUAAUAAAUGAACGAAAGGUUCCGGAUUUGCCUCCUAGGUAUUCGAGGGAAUUAAAUGCUCUUUACCGGUCAAUGAUGUUCCACGACCUAAGAUACAGACUCACUGCCGUAGAGUUACUAUCAACUGACCUGUUACAGAAAGUUGUCAAGAACAUGAUUAGAGAUGUUAAAAUGAAGAACAGAAACACCAACGAAGAUACGAUUUAUGAACUAGAGAGAUACAUUGUUUCAAAAUCAAUAAAGACCGCUACAAAAUAA
Theileria annulata is the source of this 660-nucleotide messenger RNA. RefSeq names its product protein kinase, putative. Gene Ontology annotation, molecular function: protein kinase activity; ATP binding. Gene Ontology annotation, biological process: protein phosphorylation. The coding region runs from base 1 to 660 and encodes 219 amino acids. Lineage: Eukaryota; Apicomplexa; Aconoidasida; Piroplasmida; Theileriidae. The record is from RefSeq and is a predicted model, not a curated record. The transcript is spliced from 5 exons.